UUUUAGGAUUAUAAAACAAGUGAGUCAUCAUGAAUUGGGCAAAUGAGAGCUCCUCUAAAGACUUUAUACUACUUGGCUUUUCAGACAAGCCCUGGCUACAGACGCCCCUUUUGGUGCUCCUGUUAAUAUCAUACACAGUCACCAUCUUCGGCAAUGUAUCCAUCAUGAUGGUGUGCAUUCUGGACCCCAAACUUCAUACACCCAUGUAUUUCUUUCUCACUAAUCUCUCCAUCUUAGAUCUCUGUUACACCACAAGCACCGUCCCUCAUAUGCUGACAAAUAUUUGUCGCAACAAAAAGACCAUCAGCUAUGGUGGCUGUGUGGCCCAACUCAUCAUCUUCCUGGCCCUGGGUGCUACUGAGUGUCUCCUGCUGGCUGUUAUGGCCUUUGACAGGUAUGUGGCGAUUUGCAGACCACUCCACUACAUAGUCAUCAUGAAUCCUAAGUUGUGCUUAAAAAUGGUAGCCUUCUCAUGGCUCACUGGCUUCAGCAACUCAGUGUUGCAGUCUUCCUUGACCCUUAACAUGCCACGCUGUGGGCAUCAGGAAGUGGACCACUUCUUCUGUGAGGUUCCUGCUCUUCUCAAGUUGUUAUGUACUGACACAAAGCCUAUUGAGGCUGAGUUCUUUUUCUUAGGAGUAUUAAUUCUCCUAAUUCCAGUGACAUUGAUCCUCAUCUCCUAUGGCUUCAUAGCUCAAGCAGUAUUGAGAAUCAGGUCAGCAGAAGGACGACGAAAAGCUUUUGGGACAUGUGGGUCCCACGUGGCUGUGGUGUCUCUGUUUUUUGGAACAAGCAUCUACAUAUAUCUACAACCACCUGCAUCCACCUCUAAGGACUGGGGGAAAAUAGUUUCCCUUUUCUAUGGGAUAUUCACACCCAUGUUGAACCCUCUCAUUUACAGCCUUAGAAAUAAAGAUAUGAAGGACGCCUUCAAGAGGGUGUUGCCAAUAAUACUUUUCUAUAAGAAAUAA
This is a messenger RNA of Camelus dromedarius (Arabian camel), 971 nucleotides long. Its product is annotated as putative olfactory receptor 2B3. Gene Ontology annotation, molecular function: G protein-coupled receptor activity; olfactory receptor activity. The transcript has a single exon. NCBI's taxonomy places the organism in Eukaryota, Metazoa, Chordata, Mammalia, Artiodactyla, Camelidae. Bases 30 to 971 code for a protein of 313 amino acids. Gene Ontology annotation, biological process: detection of chemical stimulus involved in sensory perception of smell; G protein-coupled receptor signaling pathway. The record is from RefSeq and is a predicted model, not a curated record. Gene Ontology annotation, cellular component: plasma membrane.